AUGGUCGCGAUCAUGCGAACCCACCUCUCCAACGACUUCGUGGUCACAGACCGAAACGGCGUGAUCGAAAACCGACAUGCCGUCCACGCCGCAAUCAUAGACAGCACCGGCAACCUUCUCUUUUCCCUGGGCGAUCCAACAAGAAUCACACUGGCCCGAUCAGCCGCCAAGCCCGCACAAGCCGUCGCGAUCCUUGAAACGGGCGCAUUCGAAAAAUACCAUUUCGACGAAGUCGACCUGGCGCUCAUGUGCGCUUCGCACAGCAGUGAAGAGCGGCAUAUCGCGCGUGCGCGCGCGAUUCUAUCCAAGAUCGGCGCGGAGGAAAGCGAUCUGCAAUGCGGCGGCCAUGUGCCUGUUUCGGCGGCCGUGGGUCGCGCGUGGAUCAAGGAGGACUUUGAGCCUACGGCUGUGUGCAGUAAUUGCUCUGGCAAGCAUGCUGGGAUGAUUGCUGCGACGAAGAUGCUGGGUGCGGAUGUGGGGACGUAUCAUGAUGGUGGGCAUCCGCUUCAGGUGCGGGUUAAGAAGACUGUGGAUGAGAUCUGUGGGCUUGGGGAGGGCGAGUCGGUUUGGGGCGUUGAUGGGUGUAAUUUGCCUGCGCCUGCUUUCCCGUUGGUUUGUCUGGGUCGGAUGUAUGCUUCUUUUGCGGCGGCUGUGGAUUCGGGUGAGGGUGCGGGGAGUGGUAGGAUACGAGCGCAGGCUCGGGUGUUUCGGGCUAUGUCUGCGUAUCCUGAGUUUGUUGCGGGGGAGGAUCGGUUCUGUACGAAUCUUAUGCGGGCUUUUGGAGGCGCGGUUAUUGGGAAGCUUGGGGCGGAUGGUUGUUAUGGGGUUGGGAUUCGGGCGUCUGCGCAGACGAAGCGUGUUGGUGCGGAUGGUGGAGUUGGGAUUGCGGUGAAGAUUGAGGAUGGGAAUAUUGGGAUAUUAUAUUCGGCAGUGACGGAGAUUUUGGAGCAGCUUCAAAUUGGCGAUUCUGGUAUGCGUCAAGAGCUGGCUCAAUUUCAUUCUCCCGAAAUCAAGAAUACCGUGGGCUUGGUGACCGGGAGAGUCGCCCCUCUGUUUAGUUUGCGUGUAGCGGCAUGA
This is a messenger RNA of Penicillium verhagenii, 1077 nucleotides long. RefSeq names its product asparaginase. The transcript has a single exon. The record is from RefSeq and is a predicted model, not a curated record. Bases 1 to 1077 code for a protein of 358 amino acids. NCBI's taxonomy places the organism in Eukaryota, Fungi, Ascomycota, Eurotiomycetes, Eurotiales, Aspergillaceae.